AAAAAUGGCUGGCUUGUUGUUGGCGACUGUUGGGCGCUUGUUUGGAAAUUAAUGUUUGUUUCUUUUAAUUAUAAUGAGUUUGGUAUAUCAUCAGCUUAUAUUUUCACGUAGUUCGAUACAUGACAAUGUACUGUGAUCAGUAAGCGUGUCACCACUUGCCUGAAACUAAUUCUGGUUAAACAGAUGUUAAGAAACCAGUACACCCACCUGUAGAUUCAUAAGUUUUGUGUAGAAUAAGUGUUAUAAAAAAUAAGCAAGAUGUGGCCCGCGUCUCAGUACACGCAUACUAACCAUGCCCAGGCUACGGUUAAAACAAAUGAACAUCAGAAUCAACAGAACUUGAAGACACUCGGAAUGACUUCUGCUAUAUCUAUGGCAGGUCCAAAGCCAAUUGACGUUGAAAAGACGAAUGACUUGAAGGAUUCCCUCGUGCCGUUUGGCGUGUUCGAGUCGGAGGCCGAGAUGCAUCAUCGCAUGGAGGUCCUCGGGGCGCUGCACCGGCUCGUCCGCCAGUGGAUCAGAGACGAGUCGCUGAGGAAGAACAUGCCGCCGAGCGUCGCUGAUACCGUCGGCGGAAAUAUUUAUACAUUUGGAUCGUACAGGCUCGGGGUCCACCACCGCGGUGCCGACAUAGACGCUCUGUGCGUCGCGCCGAGGCACAUCGACCGCGCCGACUACUUCCAGUCCUUCUACGAGCUGCUCAAGACGCAGCCCCAGGUGAAAGAUUUAAGAGCAGUGGAAGAUGCAUAUGUGCCCGUGAUCAAGAUGAACUUUGAUGGCAUUGAAAUUGAUUUACUGUUUGCUCGGCUCGCUCUGAAGGAAAUACCAGAUUCCUUUGAUCUCCGAGAUGAUAUCCUUCUCAAGAAUUUGGAUCAAAAAUGCGUCCGGUCUCUCAAUGGAUGCAGAGUGACCGAUGAGAUACUUCGUCUCGUGCCUAAUAUAAAUAAUUUUAGAUUGACCUUGCGGGCGAUCAAGCUAUGGGCUAAACGUCACGGCAUCUACUCCAACACGCUGGGCUACCUGGGCGGGGUGUCGUGGGCCAUGCUGGUGGCGCGCACGUGCCAGCUGUACCCCAACGCGCUGCCGGCGACGCUGGUGCACAAGUUCUUCCUGGUGUUCAGCCAGUGGAAGUGGCCGCAGCCCGUUCUGCUGAAGCAGCCGGACGCCGUCAAUCUCGGCUUCCCCGUGUGGGACCCGCGCGUCAACGUGGCCGACCGCUUCCACCUCAUGCCGAUCAUCACGCCCGCCUACCCGCAGCAGAACUCCACCUUCAACGUGUCGGCGUCCACCCGCACCGUCAUCAUGGAGGAGUUCCGCCUGGGGCUGGCGAUCACGGACGAGAUCAUGCUGAGCAAGUGCGGCUGGGAGCGGCUGUUCGAGGCGCCCAACUUCUUCUCGCGCUACAAGCACUUCAUCGUGCUGCUGGCGUCGUCUGCGCGAGCGCUGGACCAGCUGCAGUGGUGCGGCCUCAUCGAGAGCAAGAUCCGCCACCUCAUCGCAACAUUAGAAAGAAAUCAACACAUAACAAUAGCCCACGUUAACCCCGAGUGCUACAAUUCCGUACCACUAAGCACUAACAACGGCCAGCCAUUAGCUCUACCACCAGGCACACCGGUGCCAGCAGACAUUGCAUUAAAUGAAAUAAACAAAAAUGAUAAGGGCGAGGUGAUAGCCAACGUGUGUUCGAUGUGGUUCAUCGGGCUGGUGUUCGACAAGACCAACGUGAACGUGGACCUGACGUACGACAUAUCGUCCUUCACCAAGGCCGUCCACUACCAGGCGGAGAACACUAAUAUGUUACGCGAGGGAAUGACGAUAGAGGCGCGGCACGUGCGGCGCAAGCAGCUGCACCAGUUCCUGUCGCCGUCGCUGCUGAAGCGCGAGCGCACGGCGUCCGGCAACAAGCGCAAGCUGGACGCGCCGCAGCCGCCGCUACACAAGAAGACCAAGCGCCUGUCCGAGAGCAGCACCGAUGAUAUCAGUUGCUUUUCAUACAACGAAGAUUCAAACUCGUCCAAUAUGUAUGAGGUUAACCUCCAGAACGGAAACGCGUCGAGCCACACACCGCAGGAGGCGGACAGGAACAAGUCGGCUGCGGAGAAGCAGAUGGCGCCGGCGUCGGAGCACCCUUCCACGUCGAACAGUAUCGCGUGUACGUAGCAGUACGAGGAGUGGCGCCAACGGUUCAUUUACGGAACCAGUAACGUCAAAAUGCACAGAGUUAAACGCGCCUAAGACGCUAAGUGUAUAGUUAAGUGGGCCUCAGUGGCUACGAGAAACUCCAACGGAGAAACGGUAAGACGAUAUGUCUAUAGUGACAGUGAAUAGUGCUUUAAGGACCGCGACUGAAUGUGACAGUUAACGGAUAACAGAUCUAAAGUUUUUUAUUCGUUUCGGUGCAAUAGCUUUGGGAAGCUGCUGAUUUUACUAUGGGUAAGUCAGAAAUAUGUGUAAAUCUGCCCUCAAAUCUUGACUAUACUAGAAAUAGGUAAACUCGUAUUCAUGUAGUCACGAUUGAUAACGAAUAUUUCUUAUUUAUUCGUUAGAUGUUGCACGGCACGGCGUCGUCGUUACGUAAGUUCAAUUACAUAGCAUAAGAUGUUGAAAAAUAACAGUUUGAUAAUUUGACAUGCGAAGGUCCAUUAUUAGUUAUGUUCGUGGAUAUUGUUUCAUUGCAGGUCCCCGGGGGCACGCGGCUGACAUGUGAGUUGGUUCAAACAAUAGAUAGGAUGAUCUAUUGGGGUUUGCGAGGGGACUAUUUAGACUUUGCACUAGUCUAGGAGAAAUUGUUAUAUGCAUUUACAUGAACAUUACAUAUUUCUUAAAUAGAUGGUCAACUUUUAUAGUUCACUAAUUUAAUGUGUCAUCAAAAUUUCAAUUUAAAUAAAUAUCUGUAUAAUAUUGUAAAAAUCUUCACUAGGAAUACUGAUUAACGAGAUAUAAAUAGUUUUCUUGCAAACGCCACGGUAGUACAAAGUGGAAGAAACUGUGUUUUUUGAAUCGUUUAAAAAUAAUUAAUUAACCUUGUGUUUUAAAUUUUAUUAUAUUUCUCGUCCAUUAUUUAUGAAGUAGCAAUUGAUUACAAGAAAAUACCUUAUAAAUUUCUUCUACUUGUUGAUUUAUUCACACUAUUCCAAAAUGAUAUCAGUCAGCUUCAUAAUUAUUUGCAUUGUUCUUCUUAAUGUUUUACUUAUUAUGACGAUCUUCAUCGUAAGUAUUAUAAUGUACUCAUUUUGCACAUAAUAAAACUGAAAUUUACAAUUUAAGCUUUUGUAUAAAUUUGUAAAAAUAACAUAGGUAUUGUAGAUUAUUGGUGGUUAUUAGUGGUGAACGAUUAUGAGAUUUAUUGAUGAUUCAAUCGUUAUUGAAUAUAUUUCGAUUAAAUUCAUUAAGUAGUACUCAUUUGUAGCACACAUCUCAUCGAACUAACCGUAGUAAAAAGGUCAUGUUUUAAAUGUAAAUAUAGUAAUUGUAUGUUAAUAAUUCAAUUCAAUUAUUUGCAAGGUGAUCCAUAUUUGUGUCAACAACAUCAAUUAUUAAGCAAUUUUUUCAAAAAUUAUAAAUGUUUCUGUGUCACUAAUUGUCUAUUAUACCAAUUCAAUGAUAGGUCUGUUGUACAUGGAACCUUUAUAGAAACGAAAUAGCUUUUUGAGCAGAGGAACCAAUCACCAAAUUGCUUAACAAUGCGAAUAGCUAUACACUUAAAUGAUGUAGAUUUGGAUUUUGUUUAACAUUAAUUACUUGUUGCAAUUAUAAAUGAAAUGUCUGUGUUUAAGACUUUACUAUGGUUUACAUCAAGGAAAUUCAUUCAAGGAAAUCAUGAUAAUGUUACUUGUGCCAUUUUUCAAUUUGGAAUUUGAAGUAUGCUAUAAAACGAAGACUUAAAUUUCUUUGUUGAAAACAUUUAAUUGACAGACAAAGCUCAUCGUGUACUUUCAUAGUUCCGCUAACUACAUCGCCGAAACUAAUUAAAACGCCAUUAUUUUACAAAUUCAUAAUGAAUGCCAUGUCAUUACAAGGUCAAAGUUGUUUUUUUAUUUUUACUCCUACCAUUGGAAUUGACUUCAAAGUGUUAUUAAUAUUUUAUGUUAAAUAAUGACACUGCCAAAUUAUGUAUUUGUCAUAAUGUAUAAUAAUUUGUUAUUGUUUUUAUCAAAUGCUUUUGGCAUCCUGUUAGUAUAAUAAACCAUUUUUGAAGUACACAUAAAAUAAUUAUAUCUAACAUGUUGCAGCUAUUCAUUUAUACCGGACACAUUGUGUCAGGGUAAUGCCUGUACACUGCAUGUCUAGUUCUACCAUUACUUUUAGAUACAUAACAGACAUAAUUGUAAAUGUAUGAGGAGGUAUCACAUGUUGUAACGAAUUGUUAUUUUUAAGUCAAUGGAUAUUAGUAAUUUCUAAUAUACUAGAUUUUUUAAAAUUCUAUUCGUAAAGUAGAUAUUUUAUGUGUAGAUGAAAAUGUUUACAUACCAUUUUUUUAUAUUAUAAAUGAAUGUAUUAGUCAAAUAUAAGGAGAAUGAUGCAAAUAUACCUAACAAUAGUGUCUCAAAUUAUUGAACAAAUUGUAUGUGCUGGGAUAUUGAGAAUAAAUCUGUGUUUGAUACAUGUAUCGUGAUUUCUUUUAAACCUCACCAAAUGUCAAAUGAGUAAAAGAAAAUCCACAAAAUAAAAUUUAACUCCAUGAGACAUGAACAUAAUAAAAGUAAUUCAACUUUCUAUAUAUUGAAAUAACAAUUGCAAAUGACAAUAAUUUAAUUUCCUUAUGUG
Vanessa atalanta (red admiral) is the source of this 4767-nucleotide messenger RNA. It is a transcript of the gene hrg, whose product is annotated as poly(A) polymerase type 3. Gene Ontology annotation, cellular component: nucleus. The transcript has 13 exons. Lineage: Eukaryota; Metazoa; Arthropoda; Insecta; Lepidoptera; Nymphalidae. Bases 259 to 2160 code for a protein of 633 amino acids. Gene Ontology annotation, molecular function: poly(A) RNA polymerase activity; RNA binding. The record is from RefSeq and is a predicted model, not a curated record.